Molecule: messenger RNA, 681 nt
Organism: Salvia splendens (bonfire salvia)
Lineage: Eukaryota; Viridiplantae; Streptophyta; Magnoliopsida; Lamiales; Lamiaceae
Product: protein MAIN-LIKE 2-like
Exons: 1
Coding region: 1-681 (226 amino acids)
Biological process (GO): meristem development; meristem maintenance
Source: RefSeq, a predicted model, not a curated record
AUGACAUCUUCAAGUUCCGAAGAACAGUUAUGUUAUGGACCUGAGGAUCCAUCAUUACUCUUUCAUCAAAAAGAACACAUUUCAGCCUCAUUGUUGGCAAAUGGCACAUCAAAUGUUUUGAGAGUUCGUCGGAUGGAAAGUAAGAUUUGGGCAGUGCAAAUACAUGAAAAUGUGAAGUAUUGGAUUGAUGUAUGGGGUUUCAAAGGCGUGUUGGAAUGUGAAAGGCCGAUGAGGAUGGACAACGAGCUUAUCACUGCAUUGAUCGAGCGCUGGAGGCCUGAGACACACUGUUUCCACCUACCAGUUGGAGAAGUUAACGUAACCUUGCAGGAUGUGCAAAGCCUGUGGGGUUUGAGAGCAGACGGUCGUGUUUUCACUAGUCGUGACUACCCUAACGGAUAUGAAGAUUGGUCCAGCAAGUGUCGAGAUGUGUUGGGAUGGAUACCUGACGCAGAAACAGAAACGAAGCAGGGCGGUUUGUUAAUGACAUCUCUUAUCCACCAAGCAACGAUACCUUUGGGUGAUGGGCUGCAUGAUUAUGCAUACAUCCAAAUGGCACAUAUACAUGCUUUGAUCUUGUUAGGGGGGCUUAUUAUACCGGACACCACAGGGUGCAAGGUCCCCUUUAUGUGGCCAGAUUCUGUGACUGGAGUUCAAGCAUGUAGCUUGGCAACUGCCUAA